This is a messenger RNA of Octodon degus (degu), 2257 nucleotides long. It is a transcript of the gene Traf3ip3, whose product is annotated as TRAF3 interacting protein 3. The record is from RefSeq and is a predicted model, not a curated record. The coding region runs from base 145 to 1956 and encodes 603 amino acids. NCBI's taxonomy places the organism in Eukaryota, Metazoa, Chordata, Mammalia, Rodentia, Octodontidae. The transcript has 15 exons.
CCUUCCUCUGACCUGCUCAGGAACUAAAUCCCAGAGCAGCAUGAUGAGGUCACGGGUCAGAGCAGAGGCAGCAGCUGUGAGGGGGAGUACAUCUUCCUUCAUCAGUGCCGGUCUGAUUCCAGUGGACAGUGUACAGAACUUCCAAUGCUCAGAAUCCAGCUCAGCCAAGUUCAACUCCAACUCAUCAAAGCUACCAGAGCAUUCAGGAGAAUUACCAGAUUUCCAGAAGAUUCAGGCAGCUAUUCAAGGAGCUGGAAGCCAAACACAACAGGUGCUCGGGAGGGCGUCAUGAUCGGCCCAGACCCCAGGCGCUCCCUUGGCGCGGCCCGGUGGGCUGAGAGCUACGAGGCCAAGUGCGAGCGGCGGCAGGAGACCCGGGAGAGCCGGCGCUGCCGUCCCAACGUGACCACUUGCCGCCAGGUGGGGAGAGCCCUGAGGACCCAGCAGAGAGAGCAACUGCGGAGAGCUCGACAACUGCAGUUCUUCAGGAGGAGGAACUUGGAGGUAGAGGAGAGAGGCCAGGCCCAGUGUCUCCGAGCCAGGGAGCCAGGCCACUCCAGGAGGGCAGGCCGGGCAGCUGUCUUCAAGGAGUCUUUGUCUUGUUCCAAGAGGAUCAGUUCCCCUGAACAGCAGGUGUCAGGGACCAGUUGCAAGGUCCUCCCAAUCCAGUAUCAUUCUCCCUCAAGCAUCCACAGGGAUCUGGCUGAGCACUACUCCUCACAAGCAGGAGCCCUUCCACCACGAGACUCUCCCAUCACGAAGCCACCCAAACGCCACUGUGGCACUCAGACAAAAGCAGAAGAUGCACAGCCAACAAUUAAGAAUGAUGCCAGUCAGCAAACCAAUUAUGGAGUUGCAGUUCUGGAUAAGGAAAUCAUUCAGCUUUCUGAAUACCUCAAAGAGGCCUUACAAAGGGAACUGGUCCUAAAGCAGAAAAUGGUGAUUCUCCAAGACCUACUAUCCACUCUGAUUCGGGCCUCAGACAGCUCUUGGAAGGGACAGCUGAAUGAAGACAAACUGAAGGGCAAACUGAGGUCCCUGGAAAACCAGCUCUACACCUGCACCCAGAAAUACUCCCCUUGGGGAAUGAAAAAGGUGCUGCUGGAGAUGGAAGACCAGAAAAACAGCUAUGAGCAGAAGGCCAAGGAAUCCUUGCAGAAAGUGCUAGAGGAGAAAAUAGGCGCAGAGCAGCAACUGCAGAGCACACAGCGGUCCCUGGCCCUGGCAGAGCAGAAGUGUGAAGAGUGGAGGAACCAGUACGAGGCUCUCAAAGAGAAGUGGAAGAACCUAGGGGCACAGCACAGAGAGCUGGAGAGCCAACUCCACGUGCUUCAGUGCAAACUCCAGGGAGCGGACAGUAAAAACACACAGAUGAACCAGGCCCUGCGACGUCUGGAGCACGAGCAUCGGGAGUUGCGGGCCAAGACUGAACGCCUGCAAGGAGAGCAAGACCUGUGCGCCUCCGACUCCCAGGACCUGCAAGAUCAACUAAAGAGGUCGGAGGAAGAGAAACUUGCCCUGGUGGCCAGAGUACAGCAGCUGCAGAGUCUGCUUCAGAAUCAAUCCUUACAGCUUCAAGAACAGGAGAAGCUCUUAAAGAAAGAUCAGGCCUUGCCUGUGUGGACUCCAAAGCGUUCCCAGGAAGUGGAGCCUGAGGGUACAGGGAAGGACAAGGACUUGAAUCUCAGAGAAGAGCUGCAAAAGAAGACUUUGCAGCUCCAGGCCAAGGAACAGGAGUGCACAGAGCUGCAUUCAGAGUUAGACAACCUCAGUGACGAGUACCUCUCCUGCCUGCAUAAGCUACAGCACUGUCGAGAAGAGCUGAAGCACAGCCUGCAACUGCCACCCAGAGUAAGAGGGUCCAUCUUCCUGAACAGCGCUAGAUGCUGGGAGGACAAUUCCUUUUCUGGCCAAACCUUGCAGAUAAAAUCUAUCAGCCCUUUGGGAUACAUCUGACCAUCCUAUCCCACACCAUUUGCUUUAUACUAUGCUGACAUGAAACCAUGAAGGAAGACACUAGUCGACACAUCCAAGCAUAGUUCUCAUGGAACUCAUGCACUCAGAGAAAGUCUUUAUGACAUGCUGAAUAAACCUAACCUGAACAUUCUUCAUCUAAAAUGCUCUGAAUCUGAAAUUUUUUGAGCUCUACAUGAAUUCUGGAGCAGCCAGGUGGGGUAGCCCAUGCCUAUAAUCCCAAUACUUGGAAGGCUGAGGCAGAUAGGCAGAUCACAGUGAGACCCUGUCUCAAAAAAAAAAA